UUCCGCCCAAUUUAAAAUCUAAAGACUAAGAAUAAUUGUGACCUCAUUGUUUCAAAGGUAAAUAUAGUCUUAUCUGUGUACUUGUCCAAACUAUGAAUGUCUUCUUCUCAUUUCAUUUUCUCCCUGUAGGCAAAGUUUAAGAGUAGAGCUACUGCAUGUAUGGCCCUCUUCUUCGAGCUUACAACUCCCUCUAGAAUAGCAGUGGGCAUAGCAAUUGCAUCAGUAUAUCAUGAGAACAGCCUUACUGCUCUCAUAGUCGAAGGCAUCUUAAACACGUCAUCUGCUGGAAUCUUAAUUUAUAUGUCACUUGUGGAUCUCUUGGCAGCUGAUUUCAUGAAUCCGAACAUGCAGAGAAGUGGAAAACUUCAGUUAUGUGCAAAUGCUGCGCUUCUUUUUGGAGCUGGAGCUAUGUCUCUCAUGGCAAAGUGGGCAUGAUGAGCCAGCGCCUUAGCACGCUUCUUUUUCUACUUUUAUGCAUUCAAUUCCUCAAGCCCCUG
Amborella trichopoda is the source of this 497-nucleotide messenger RNA. Lineage: Eukaryota; Viridiplantae; Streptophyta; Magnoliopsida; Amborellales; Amborellaceae. The record is from RefSeq and is a predicted model, not a curated record.